AUGUGGCUCUUUCGAGUCUUUUCGUCGGCCGUCUUCCUCGCCGUCACGGUCUCUUCUAUCCCUCUGGCCUUUGACGUGGGCGGGAAGACAUGUGGUCUGGCCUUCUCCCUAUCUCUCGCAACCUUCUAUUUCCUCUUCUCGCUAUUGCGCCUCGCCACCCCUGAGCGCUCAUGGUUCCGUUCGUCGCUUGUCGCCGUCAUCCGCUCUACACAAUGGAUUAUCAUUCCGAUCUUGUUGAUUUGGUCUUUGAAUCGGUUCUCGGUCGACCCGGAGAAUAGCAGCGGGUGGGUGGAGCGCACCUUCAGCGGGAACCGCGCUCAGGAUAGCUCCAUUCAGGAAUGGCUCUUCGGUCGGGAUGGUCUGGUCGAAAGUGUGACCCUGGGCAACUGGGAUCGACUUCUGCGAUGGUCUACGCCUGUGUUCCAACUAGCGGAGGGCUUCUGCAGCCUUUUGGUGAUCCAGGCCGCCGGCCAAAUAACCCGCUGGCUUGUGAACCGAGGCGGGCGCAGUGACAGCUGGAUGAUCGGUCUCCUCGUUCUAUCGGCCACCGUGAUCUCUAGCUCCGUCUACUUCCUUUGGCGCGUUCUUCAGUUCCCCGAGAUUUCCAAUGUUGACGCCGCCCUGAUCGGCGUCUCCAUUACUUGCGCCGUCAUUCUGUGCGCUUGGGGGAUAGGUAGUGGGCGUGGAAAUCCGGUGGAGAGCUCCCUGCUGUUCGCCUACAUUGUUCUUUAUUCCGUCUCCUUCGCAAGCAGGCGACUUCCCCCGCUUCCGCCCAUCUUCAUGGCAUCAUACACCACCCUUAUGCAUGCCCUGUCUCUGCUCCCCUCGAUCAUUCACGCAGCUUUCAACGUCAUCACGGCUGUCUUCAGCGCAGUUACUCCGUCGGUCUUGAUCUCGCUUGCAUACCGCCUCCUUGUUCUGUAUGCUUCAACACGUAUCAUCCCGGCGGUGCGUGAAUCCGGAGCUCGUGCGCUCUCGCAGGAGGCUUCUCUUGAAGACUCCGAUGCCGCUGGACAAGUUCUGGCAUUCCUGAGCUAUUUCUCCCCGUCGAUUCUCAUUGCUGUAUACACCAGCCUUUUGAUGCAGCAUUUCUCGUCUACUUCACAGGCAAUGGGAGGUAUUGGCGAGUGGUGGAGCACUCAAGGCGCGGGGGGAAGCAAUCUCUGGCGAUGGAUCAACCUGGCCUGCACUACGGCAUUAUAUGCAGUUGAGCUUUGGCUUGGGGAACAUAAUGAUCUUGACAAUGGACUGACUGGCCACUGGAAAACCGAUUGA
Penicillium longicatenatum is the source of this 1275-nucleotide messenger RNA. RefSeq names its product ICE2 family protein. Gene Ontology annotation, biological process: endoplasmic reticulum inheritance; septin ring assembly. Lineage: Eukaryota; Fungi; Ascomycota; Eurotiomycetes; Eurotiales; Aspergillaceae. Gene Ontology annotation, cellular component: perinuclear endoplasmic reticulum; endoplasmic reticulum membrane; cortical endoplasmic reticulum. The transcript is spliced from 3 exons. The record is from RefSeq and is a predicted model, not a curated record. Bases 1 to 1275 code for a protein of 424 amino acids.